Molecule: messenger RNA, 618 nt
Organism: Argiope bruennichi
Lineage: Eukaryota; Metazoa; Arthropoda; Arachnida; Araneae; Araneidae
Exons: 1
Coding region: 1-618 (205 amino acids)
Source: RefSeq, a predicted model, not a curated record
AUGCAAGAAAUCAAAGAAGGACAGCAUUUCUUACCUCACCAUCCUGUCUUCAAGGAGAAUUCGACGACCAAAGUUCGACCCGUUUUUGAUGGUUCAGCUAAAGAAAAGAAUACACCUUCUAUUAAUGACUGCCUCGAAAAGGGACCAAAUCUUGUAGAACUCAUUCCAUCUCUCAUAAAUCGCUUUCGUGUUGAAAAAUAUGGAGUGAUAUCUGACAUCAAGAAGGCCUUUCUGCAAAUUGGAUUACAAGAACGAGAUAGACCAUAUCUCAGAUUUUUAUGGAAGGAUAGAAGAAAAGACGGAAAUAUCAAGAUCCUGCAGCACAAAAGAGUUGUGUUCGGAAUCUCCUCCAGUCCUUUCCUUCUAGGAGCUACAUUAGAACUUCAUUUAAAAAACGCCCCAGAUCAUCUCAAGGAAACAGUCCAGCAACUUAUGAGGUCCUUCUACGUUGAUAAUUGUGUUUUCAGCGCCAACAGAAAAGAAGAACUCGCUAGAUUUAUUUCGGAAUCACAAGCACUAUUAUCUACUGCCAAGUUUGAACUUCGAGGGUGGGAGCAUUCUCCUACUGAAGACAAAACUGAAGAAAGGCAAGAAGACCGAAGGACACUAUAUCUCUAG